Molecule: messenger RNA, 2930 nt
Organism: Aplosporella prunicola CBS 121167
Lineage: Eukaryota; Fungi; Ascomycota; Dothideomycetes; Botryosphaeriales; Aplosporellaceae
Exons: 1
Coding region: 223-2757 (844 amino acids)
Biological process (GO): positive regulation of transcription by RNA polymerase II; DNA-templated transcription
Molecular function (GO): DNA binding; DNA-binding transcription factor activity, RNA polymerase II-specific; zinc ion binding
Source: RefSeq, a predicted model, not a curated record
GUCGAGUCCAUCCUGUUCGACUCACGCCCAGAAUCUGCCGUCUCAUGGUUCGUCUGCACGCCAUCUGCCUUCCACAACGGCAUUCCGCGUAAACAUGCUCAUUUGGCUCCAGCACGCUUACCGUCAGCGCUCGAGACAGACAUUCCGAGAGGACUUGGUCCCUCCUAGAAGAUCCCACCCGACUACAUAAUCCGAAGCCUUUCAUGUUGGGAGCACAGCACAAUGCUUGGUAAUGAUGGAGGAAACAAGGCAAAAAGAAAGUGUUCCGCCGCCGUGGCGACGCCGACCGACCACCAGGACAAUCCAGCGCCCCCGAAGCGCCAGAGAGUCUCGAGGGCCUGCGACCAGUGCCGCGCCGCACGGGAAAAAUGCGACGGCGUACAACCCAUCUGCUACACCUGCGCCUCCUCCAACCGCGAAUGCUCGUACACGGCGACGUCCAAAAAACGCGGCAUCCAGCCCGGUCACAUAAGAGCCAUGGAGCUUGCCCUGGCGUGGGUGUUUGACAAUGUCCCUGGAACGGAGGAUGCGCUGCUGUCGAUGCUUGGACACCCGGAAGGACGAUCACUGCUAUGCGGAAAGGACACAGAGGGCUCAUUGAAGCUGCACAAGCGGUGGCGGAAAAGCAACUUCUGCAAAGAGAUUGACCGCUCGCUGACCGGCGCGGAUCCAGCAAUUGAUCUCAAAAAACAAUCGCCUGCAUCUAUACAAGAUGACCAGCUGAACGAUGGUGAAUUCGCGGCGGAAUCGCACUUGGCAGGGAAAGCCGCGUUUAAUGCAGCGCUGCACUCCGACGAAAGUUCGAUCUUGCCUGGCAGUCAUGGAAAUGCGGCGCAGGGCGCGCUCAAGGCUCAUGGUCCAUGCCCACUGAGAACGCUGCCUUCAAGAAUCAGGUCAAGCUCGCAAUUGACCCCGAUGCUGAAGAUCCCCUCAAAUCUGUGGCGCCUGCUUGACGUGUACUUUGCUUAUACCCAUUGUUGGUUUCCUAUCGUGGAAAAACAUGAUAUCAUGAAGCUUUCGUAUACUUACCCUGAGGAAGGAUUGGAUAUUUCAGCGGACAAGCCCGGGUCUGGGGAACAUGCAGAGCUCUGGAGCAUACUGGCCUUGGCUUCACUCCAACAACAAGCCGCAAACCCAGCAUCUUCCUGGAGACAAGAUGAUGGAGCUCCGGUAUCACCCAGCGAUAUCUACAAUAUUGCACGCGGCCUGAUUCCCACCGAGCAAGGGACUUAUGAGCUUGGUCAUGCCAAGGCUCUCCUUCUGCUUGCUCUGAUCAACAUAGGAGGAAAUAACCUUAAAGCCGCCUGGCUCCUUAUUGGUCAUGCUGCUCGAUUAGCCACUUUGCUCGGGCUACAUAACCAGCAUAAUGUCCCAGGAGGAUUCGCUGGUACCGAAGAGCAAAAUCCCCGAAGAAAGCAUGUAUUUUUGGCAUGUUUCGCGCUCGACACCCUUGUCUCAGCCAAUCUUGGUGAAGAACCUUCUCUCAAAACUGAACAUGUCAAAAGGUUGGGGCUUCUAGAUGAGGAUGGGCUUGAAGAAUGGCAGCCGUGGGUCGGCUGUCCAGACUUCAAGCCUAGCAGCCAGAAUCCAGCCCAGUACACCAGAAGUCCGGUGCAUACUAUCAGCACGUUCAACCACAUCAUUCGAAUUAUGAGCGUCAUCAAUGAUGCUUCCAUGAGGUUCCUCGACAGCCAUCAUGCUUCAAUGCGACUCCAGCAGUGGGUAGCCAGUCUGCCUCAGACGCUCAGCUCGGUACAAUCGAAUCAGCCAACUGCAGCACCAACGCCUACCCUGGCCGGUCUGCGGCUUAUAUAUUGCUGUACCAUUAUGGCCGUUUCGGUCUCGCCUGUUGUGCCGGCGGAGAAUGUUGUCGAGUCGUUCAUCAGAUUCGCUGAUGCAUUUGGUGCUCCCGCAAUGCUUCCAAUCUUCCGCCCCUUGAUCGCUCUGGCUGAACGAAGCGGCUCCUUCAAGGCCCUUUCGCCAGAGUCGCGGUACAGGUGGGCGACACUUAUGAGCAGCUACCGUGAACUAUGGCAGCAGGCCCAAUCAUCUGAAUCGUACAAUCCAAACGCCACUGAUCCAAUGUCAGUCGCACACUCUCCAAUGGGCUCCGUAGGUAGCAUGGCAAAGCCGCCAUCUUUCUCCUCUUCUGUGGCGCAGUAUCCAAGCUCCAGCUCAACGGCCUUCGGCCAAUCAACUUUCGGCAACAAUGUAGCAUUUGCUCAGCGGCCUUUCCACACUGCGGCGCAAUACGCAUCUGCGAACCAUCAUCCAAGCAAUCCUUUCCCGCCGCAUAGUCUACCUUUCCAACCGUCAAUACGAACACCCGGCGCCACGACACCAAAUAAGGAAUCCACACUUCAGCAACAGACACCUGCCUUUACGAACGGCAGCAUGGGCUCGACUCCCAAUUCCAACCUCUGCGCGCCUACGCCACGAACCAUUUAUGAUAACGCAGAACUUCAUCGCUUCCAUUCGGCCGGACCGGUUGCCCUUGACUCUCUUUUUGACGAACUAAAUACCCUCGACGGUCAUAAUUCCCAGCCACAGUUUAUGCAGAACCUGGACUUUGGCUCUGAUAUGAACUUGAACGAUGUCUUGGUCCUCACGAGCGACCAAGAGCAGGCUGAACAACAUGGGUUUGGCGCCUACGGGAUCCGUCAACCUGAACCGCCGCCGGAGACUAGCAGGCCUCCAACGACGCAAACCCAUUUCGACGUGGGGUUGCCGUCGGGAGGAUAUUUGGCAUUGCUGUAGGGACUGGUUAGGGGUAGAGGGCGGUUAUUUUGAUUUUAUUUUUUAGAGUCUCUGCUGGGAUCAGAUGGAGAGCAGGCGUUGCAAGAAGGGGUUGCGUGCUCGCUUCUAGAGUAAUAGUCCGCCAGGACGUAGUAAACAAUGCACGAGCAAUAAAUGGCAUGACCGGAUUAGGA